UCAUUGUGACCUUCAUUUUCUCGGCCUCUGCCGCUGCUUUGAGCCGUCGACGCGCCAAUUCAAAACUGUCGCAACUCUCAUGGCGUCCCAGAACAAGUCCGCUGGAUGUGGAUCUGGAUCUUCUCCCGCAGCCGCUAAUGGCGACGUUUCUCCUCCGCGCAAGGUAGCAUUGAUCACCGGCAUCACCGGUCAAGAUGGUUCCUACCUCACUGAAUUCCUCCUCAACAAAGGCUACGAAGUCCAUGGCCUUAUUCGCCGAUCCUCUAACUUCAACACCCAACGAAUCAAUCACAUCUACAUCGAUCCCCACAACACCCACAAGGCACGAAUGAAGCUUCAUUAUGCCGAUCUCACAGAUGCCUCUUCCCUCCGUCGAUGGCUCGACACAAUCCUCCCCGACGAGGUUUACAAUCUCGCUGCCCAGUCGCAUGUCGCCGUUUCCUUCGAGAUCCCCGAUUACACCGCCGAUGUUGUCGCCACUGGUGCGCUCCGACUCUUGGAGGCUGUUCGAUCUCACAUCGCCGCCACCGGUCGUAGCCAUAUUCGCUAUUACCAGGCCGGAUCAUCCGAAAUGUUCGGUUCCACCCCACCUCCGCAGUCGGAGACUUCCCCAUUUCAUCCUCGGUCUCCUUAUGCAGCGUCGAAAUGCGCCGCGCAUUGGUACACCGUCAAUUAUCGCGAGGCUUAUGGGCUUUUUGCCUGCAAUGGGAUACUCUUCAACCACGAAUCGCCGAGGCGAGGUGAGAAUUUCGUGACCCGGAAGAUCACGCGUGCUGUGGGUCGGAUCAAGAUAGGCUUGCAGCGCAAAUUGUUCUUAGGGAAUUUGCAGGCUUCGAGGGAUUGGGGCUUUGCUGGGGAUUAUGUGGAGGCUAUGUGGAUGAUGCUGCAGCAGGAUAAGGCGGACGAUUACGUUGUGGCCACGGAGGAAUCCCACACGGUGGAGGAGUUCUUGGAGGUUGCAUUUGGCUACGUGAGUUUGAAUUGGAGGGAUCAUGUGGAGAUUGACAAGAGGUACUUCAGGCCUGCGGAGGUUGACAAUCUCAAGGGAGACUCAAGCAAAGCUAGGAAAGUGCUUGGGUGGAAGCCUCGGGUGGGAUUUGAGCAAUUGGUAAAGAUGAUGGUGGACGAGGACAUUGAAUUGGCCAAGAGGGAGAAGGUGCUUGUUGAUGCUGGUUACUUGGAUGCUCAGCAGCAACCUUGAUCUGUAGUAAUGGGAAUUCAACCUUUUCUCAUAUGGUUUUAGACAAAAUGCUUCUUAGAAGUUCAGCCUAUGAUAGGUUUUAGACUUUUUAAGAUAUACAAUGCAGUUCUUUGAAUGAUUUACCAUAGAUGACAGUUUGAUCGGCUGAGUGAUUUUCUUUUGUUCAACUUCCUCUCACAGUAUGGAUUAUCCAAAUUAUAAUCCCAUUUUCUCAAUGUCAGUUCAUCCGUUAUCGCAAGAAAAAGAAAUUAGCUCUUUGUUGUUUUGUUUACUUUUCUUCAAUUGCUUCUUGAUCGCUAGUGUGUUCUCCAUCUUCUCUCAGGAACAGUGCCUUUUCAACCAUGUACACACACACACACAUUAAAUUUAAUCUUCGUGAGCGAUAAGAAAAUGCUUUUACUUGUGGAGGAUGGAAGUAAAAAUAUGAUAACAGCAACCUCAAAUGUCAGAGCAGGAAUAUUGGCGUGGCCCCGGUCACAACUCACAGGAAAGGCAAGUUGGUUCAGGUCCCGUAUAUCCGCAGCUUAGCCGUCAUCCUCAUCAAUUCAUGCAACAAUCGAAGCAACCAGAUUGCUCGCAGAUCAUCACAAGCACUAUCACUUUGUGCUGAAAAUUGGGAACCAUCAAUUGAUUAGUAUGGGAAUUGAGCACCCUGAAUUGAUUGGUAUAAAAGAUUCAAGUUUUAGAAAAUAUGAAUAUGUGUCAAGCAAAUUUAUUAACUAUGUAUAUAUAAAAAAGAAAAUGAAUGACGAAGGAUGGGGAAUGAAAACAAUGCUUAUAUCCAUGUCAAAAAUGUAA
Molecule: messenger RNA, 1999 nt
Organism: Neltuma alba
Lineage: Eukaryota; Viridiplantae; Streptophyta; Magnoliopsida; Fabales; Fabaceae
Product: GDP-mannose 4,6 dehydratase 1
Exons: 1
Coding region: 80-1201 (373 amino acids)
Biological process (GO): 'de novo' GDP-L-fucose biosynthetic process
Molecular function (GO): GDP-mannose 4,6-dehydratase activity
Source: RefSeq, a predicted model, not a curated record